UAAUAUUUUUUAUGCAAUGCUGUGCAAGAUUUGUGACGGUCCAUCGACUGAAUACCAUUUCGGUUGUCCAUCGUGCAGGGCAUGUGCAGCAUUUUUCCGAAGAUAUGUAAAUUCGCCCAAGCAACUGACAGAGUGCAAUUGUGAAACUGAUCGUGUUCCUUGUAGAUAUUGCAGAAUGAAACUGUGCCUGAAAGCUGGAAUGAUGAUUUCAAAAGUUCAACAAAAGCGAGACAACAAUCCUUGUCGAUUAAGCGUGAGUGGAUUAGAAACUACCAGCAUUCCUCUGCGAAACAAUGAUCGUAUCUUCACAGCUCUUGAAAAUUAUCGAUGGCUUACAAAAGAAAGAAAAAUUGUUCACAAAACCAGCCCAGCGAAAAAAGUAAAUUUUUACGAGUACUCAAGUAUUGCAAUUAUUGACUCGCGGAUAGUAUGGAACCUUUUGGAGAGAACAUUUCUGGAGCUUAAGGUUUUGGAUGAUAUUGACAAAUUCAAUCUAUUUUCAAAUUUUUACCCAAAGUGGACAUUAUUUGAAUCGGCAAUCACUGCUUUGCAAAAAUCAGAUGUUCACACAUUUUUCGCUCCAAAUGGAAAACCAGCACAACAGAUCUCAAAAUUUUAUAAGGAUUGCAUGACGGGCCUACGAAUGAAAGAUACAGAGGUAUUACGGAUAUUCGAACCGUAUUGGAACUCAUAUUAUUCUCACGUUGCCUAUCCACUUUUUGAGUUAAAAUUCGAUCAGAUGGAGCAUAUGGCAUUGUUGGCUCUAAUGCUCAUGGAUCCAGGAUAUACAAAUAUAUCAGAUGAAUGUGUGGAAAUGUGUCAUAGAUUUAGAAAAGUUAUUCAAAUGGAAUUGAAAGGAUAUUAUUUGGAAAAGAAUUCAGACCCGGAGAGGAUUUUGAAAGUUAUAGAAGCGCUGCUCUUAAUGGAGAAAGCAGAUCAAUGGUUUCAAGAGGAGGUCCACAUGUGUGGUGUUUAUAAUGUGACAGUUGACGACGACUUUCGGCGGAUGGUCAUGACACAAAGAAUUUAAAGAUAAUUUUAAAACGUAUAAUGUUUAACCAAAAUAAAACUUUUUUGAAAAUUAAACAAA
Molecule: messenger RNA, 1090 nt
Organism: Caenorhabditis elegans
Lineage: Eukaryota; Metazoa; Nematoda; Chromadorea; Rhabditida; Rhabditidae
Gene: nhr-161
Product: Nuclear Hormone Receptor family
Biological process (GO): DNA-templated transcription; regulation of DNA-templated transcription
Cellular component (GO): nucleus
Molecular function (GO): DNA binding; sequence-specific DNA binding; DNA-binding transcription factor activity
Source: RefSeq, marked reviewed